AAGAAACAGAUGGAAUACAAAUAUAUGUAAUAAACACAUACCUAUCAUUCAGAAAUAGAACUUGGGGAAAAUAUUGCAGUAGUAAGUGUUGGAAAAAGAAACCACAUUUCAGACCAAACAAUACUUAAGAAUGGGUUUGCAUAUUUUUAGCAUAGAGUGGGUCUUAGGGUAACAUGUAUCACAAACUAUUCAGUGUGGAAAAAUCUCUUGGCUACUUAAUUCAAAUCCUCUGGAGAUUCCUGGAACUCUGGUCUGCCCUAAAUUCAAGAUUUCAAAUAUAGUGGGUAUCGUUAGAUGUCUUGUAAGAAACUUUGAAAGGGUCAUUGUAGGUUCUCUUUUAGUUAUUUCACUGUAACUCUUUUAAAAAAUUGAUUUUAGAGAGAGGAAGGGAGAAAGAAAGAGAAAUAUCGAUUGCUUUCCUCCUGUGUGCGCCCUGAUCUGGAAUCUAACCCUCCACCUUUCGGCAUAUGGGACGACACUCCAGCUAACAGCCACAUCAGGCCAGGGCAGUAAAUUCUUGGUUUCAUUUCAAAAUCAUGAUAAACUUUUGCCCCAAAUAGUACAGUAUAAACAUAAAUGUUUAAACACCUGUGUAGAAUUUGUAAGAUGAUAGUUGGUCUCCACUGCUGUUUUCAUUAUAUUUUGUUUUUAUAUUUUCCUGGAAUUACUGGUCCAGUUCUUUCUGCAUGUUUGUGUUCAUAUUUAUAAAUACAAAUAUACACAUAUCAGUGACAGAAGAAUGAAUUUUAAUUUUAGAUUUACUUUAUUCAGAAGUUAAGUAUGAAAAAAAUUGUGCAUUUUUCUAAAUAGGAUGAAACGAGGAGGAAGAGAUAGUGAUCAUAAUUCAUCUGAAGAAGAUACUGCAGAGAAAUCCAAGAAAGUGAGGACUACAAAUGCAUAUUCUCAGACUUGUGAUUGGGGUAAUCUCCUUCAGGACAUUAUUCUCCAAGUAUUUAAGUAUUUGCCUCUUCUUGACCGGGCUCAUGCUUCACAAGUUUGUCGCAACUGGAACCAGGUAUUUCACAUGCCUGACUUGUGGAGAUGUUUUGAAUUUGAACUGAAUCAGCCAGCUACAUCUUAUCUGAAAGCUACACAUCCAGAGCUGAUCAAACAGAUCAUUAAAAGACAUUCAAACCAUCUACAAUACGUCAGCUUCAAGGUGGACAGCAGCAAAGAAUCAGCUGAAGCAGCUUGUGAUAUAUUAUCGCAGCUUGUGAAUUGCUCUUUAAAAACACUUGGACUUAUUUCAACUGCUCGGCCAAGUUUUAUGGAUUUACCAAAGUCUCACUUUAUCUCUGCGCUGACAGUUGUGUUUGUAAACUCCAAAUCCUUGUCCUCGCUUAAGAUAGAUGACACCCCAGUAGAUGAUCCAUCCCUCAAAGUACUAGUGGCCAACAACAGUGAUACGCUCAAGCUGCUAAAAAUGAGCAGCUGUCCUCAUGUGUCCCCAGCAGGUAUCCUUUGUGUGGCUGAUCAAUGUCAUGGCUUACGUGAACUGGCCCUGAAUUACCACUUGUUAAGUGAUGAAUUGCUGCUGGCUUUAUCUUCUGAAAAACACGUUCGAUUAGAACAUUUGCGCAUUGAUGUAGUCAGUGAGAAUCCUGGGCAGACACACUUCCAUACUAUUCAGAAGAGCAGCUGGGAUGCUUUUAUCAGACACUCACCCAAAGUCAACUUAGUGAUGUACUUUUUUUUAUAUGAAGAGGAAUUUGAUCCAUUCUUUCGGUAUGAAAUACCUGCCACCCAUCUUUACUUUGGGAGAUCAGUAAGCAAAGAUGUGCUUGGCCGUGUGGGAAUGACAUGUCCUAGACUAGUUGAACUAGUAGUGUGUGCUAAUGGAUUACGGCCUCUUGAUGAAGAGUUAAUUCGAAUUGCAGAACGUUGCAAAAAUUUGUCAGCUAUUGGACUAGGGGAAUGUGAAGUCUCAUGUAGUGCCUUUGUUGAGUUUGUGAAGAUGUGUGGUGGCCGCCUAUCUCAAUUAUCCAUUAUGGAAGAAGUAUUAAUUCCUGACCAAAAGUAUAAUUUGGAGCAGAUUCAUUGGGAAGUGUCCAAGCAUCUUGGUAGGGUGUGGUUUCCAGACAUGAUGCCCACGUGGUAAAGACCGAGUGAUGUAGGGAACGAUGAAUAGCACCUUAACUUUAAGCAUAUUGUAUUAUAAUAAAAGUUUAUUUCCUGUAGUUCUGAUGUAAUUCUAUUUUGUGGCACAGAGAUUUAAUAUCUGCAUUGCGUAUAUAAGGAUUGUUUAUUAGAAGACCCAUGGACCAUUUUUGAUCAGAAAAUUUUGUCUAUUUCUUUAGUAGUCAGAUUGCAGAAAAUUUUUUUAAAUGUGGUUCAAAUCUGAAAGUAAUAACCUGUUAUAAAGAUUAAAUAUUUUACAGUCUGAAGGAACAAAACCUAUAUACUAUAAUAUCCAGGAAGUGAAUACUAACAGGUUUCCCAAAAUGUUAUGUUGUCUAUGCAUUUUUUUAAAAUGUAAACUUGACAUUUUAGGGUCUUCAGUUAUACAUACACCUGUUAUAAGGUGUUUACUAUAGCUCAGGAAAGUGAGCAUCUUGUGAGAAAAAUGUAGGAUAUUUUGUAUCUAAUGAAAAAUGGUUGAAUGUUCUCAAAUAUUACAAAGCUGUUUAAUGAGGUAUAAAUAUAAUUGGAAUACUUAGAAAUCUGAUAUAUGUCACGCAGUGGUUAUAUUAGAAGGAUAAUAAACAGCCAAGCUCAAUUUAAAAGAAAAUAAACAAUAGAAGGGAGGCAUUGUUUAGCUUUGUAUAAAUUUUUAGGUUUGCUUUGUAAUCUGCUAAACCAUAAACAUUUUUCUGCAAUAUGUUACUAUAUAUGUGGCACUUAAAGCAUCGUAUGUAAAGUAAGGAAUGUUUUACCAGUUCUUGGUUUUGUUUAUCUUUGUUUAAACUAGUUUUGAAGUAUUACACAGUAAUUGAAAUGAAAAGUUUAUUUAAAAAAGCUAAAUUGAAAUAAUUAAAGAUAGAACUUUAAAAUAUUUAAAAAUUAUUUUCAUGAAAAAAUAUUAGUGUCCAAUGAAUUUCAGUGAUGGCUCAUUUUCCAUUUUGGAAUUAUAUAGUUAAGUAGGAUUUUCAAAAAUCAUAAAAGAAGCACCAGUGUACAGUUCAGCAUAAACUGUAAAUUUUAAAGAGGAUAUAUUUAAAUUCAUAAUUAUAUUUUUAAGUAAAUAUUGCUCAGUGGACUGGAAAAUUUUAAUAGAACAAUGUCUACAGUUUUGUGAUUGUUAAUUUGGUUAAACCUGAUACAUUAUUUAAGUUAGGUAGCAUUUUUAUUACUUUUCAUAUGAAUGAAGGUAAUCCACACAUUGUAGAAUCUAUAAAAAUACUAAGUUUUAGGCUACAUUUAGUUUUUUUAGAUAUUAUAUAAACUUUGAUCCUGAGCACUAGUGCUAGUAGAUAUUACCCUCCUAAGGGAAAUUAGAAGUGAUUUAACCCCAGUGGAAUAUAUUAAUGCUUCAGACUUUUAGAAAGCAAUUUUGGUAGUUAUGGAAGCUAAUAGUCUUACAGGUCUGAUCUAUUUUUAAAAUAGAUUACCUUUCUAAGAAUAAAGUAAAAGGUGAUAUUCUACAUAAUUUUUGCCUUUUAAAAGUGAUAGUAUUCUGGCCACGUAUAAAUGAGAAGGAAAAAGAGUGAUCUAGACUUGGAAAUUAAAAGUAAUUAUACUAUUUCCCCCUUACUAAAUAGUAAAAAGCUUUGUACAAAAAUAUGUGUGUUGGCAAAUGAAGCUUUUUUCCUGUCACAACUGUUGGAAAGUGGAUUUGACAGUACAUAGUCCGUUCUACUAACCAAAGCUUUAUUUGGAAAUUUACUUUUUGUACAAAUGGAAUUCUAUAAUGCUUGAAAUAUUUUAAGUCACUUUAUAAGCAAAAUGUAUAGCACUUAAUAUUUGUUUAUACUGUAAAGUAUGUGUUAAAUGCUUUUAUCAAUUUAAGAAUAAAGAUAGUUACUAAUA
Messenger RNA from Miniopterus natalensis, 3966 nucleotides. It is a transcript of the gene FBXL3, whose product is annotated as F-box and leucine rich repeat protein 3. The record is from RefSeq and is a predicted model, not a curated record. Gene Ontology annotation, molecular function: protein binding. NCBI's taxonomy places the organism in Eukaryota, Metazoa, Chordata, Mammalia, Chiroptera, Miniopteridae. Gene Ontology annotation, cellular component: mitochondrion.